GGCGGUCGGCGAUGGCGGCCGUGCGGGGCCUGCGGGUGUCGGUGAAGGCGGAGGCCCCCGUGGUGGUCGGGGGCGGUCCGGAGCCUGAGGCGGAGGGCGGCCCGGAGACGGAGCCGGAGCCCGAGAGGGCCGAGCCCGAGCCCAUGGAGGUGGAGGAGGGCGAGCUGGACACCGUCCCGGUGCGGCGCUCCCUCAGGGACCUCGUCCCGGACACGAGUAGAAGAUACGAAAACAAAGCCGGGAGCUUCAUUACGGGAAUCGACGUCACCUCCAAGGAAGCAAUCGAAAAGAAGGAGCAAAGAGCCAAACGCUUCCAUUUUCGAGCCGAAGUGAAUAUCGCACAGAGGAACGUCGCACUGGACCGAGAUAUGAUGAAGAAAGCAAUCCCUAAAGUGAGACUGGAAACGAUCUAUAUCUGCGGGGUGGAUGAGAUGAGCACGCAAGACAUAUUUGGCUACUUUAAAGAAUACCCUCCAGCUCACAUCGAGUGGCUGGACGACACCUCUUGUAACGUCGUUUGGCUUGAUGAAGUGACAGCUACACGAGCCCUUAUUAAUAUGAGCUCUCUGCCCAACCAUGAUAAGGUCAAAAUCAGAGAUGCUAAUGAAGAGAAGGCACCCGAAAAAAUUAAAAAAGACAAGCAAGAGGACCUUUCCGAUAACGAGGCUGAGGAGGGAGAGGUUGAGGAUGACAAUGCAAGUGAUGUGGAGUUGGAAGCACUGUCCCAGGUAGAGGAAGACUCUCUGUUACGGAACGAUCUCCGCCCCGCCAACAAACUGGCUAAAGGGAAGAAAUUAUUCAUGAGAUUUGCUACAAAAGAUGACAAGAAAGAACUUGGAGCUGCCCGGAGGAGUCAGUAUUACAUGAAGUAUGGAAAUCCUAAUUACGGUGGCAUGAAGGGGAUCCUCAGCAACUCCUGGAAACGGAGGUAUCAUUCCCGCCGGAUCCAGAGGGAUGUGAUUAAGAAGAGGAGCCUGAUCGGUGAUGAUGUCGGCUUGACCCCUCCGUACAAACACCGGCAUUCAGGUCUAGUGAACGUUCCCGAGGAGCCUAUUGAAGAGGAGGAGGAAGAGGAGGAGGAAGAACAGGAUAUGGAUGAAGACGAGCGGGUGGUGGUUGAGUACCGGGACGAGCUGCAGGCUUUCAGGCAGGCUCGGGACCGCAGUGGCUCGAGGAGGUCCAGCGCCAGUGACUCAGACUCAGACGAGAUGGACUACGACCUGGAACUGAAAAUGAUUUCCACUCCAUCCCCCAAAAAGAGCAUGAAGAUGACCAUGUAUGCCGACGAGGUGGAGUCUCAGCUAAAAACCAUCAGGAACUCCAUGAGGGCGGAUAGCAUAACCACCAGUAACAUCAAAAACCGCAUCGGGAGUAAAGCGGCAGCGUCGGAGAAGGUGGCGGACGUGCGACUCCUUUUGGAAGAAAAACGGCAGAACACAGGGCAGAGACCACCAGCGAGCAGAGUCAAAUCAGAUGUGCGGCAGAGGCUAGGAAAGCGGGCUCAUUCUCCGGAAGCCACGCCCCCCAGCAGCACCUCGGCUCCCCGCCGAGAACCCGGGUCCGACGUGCACAGCAGGCUAGGCGUGGCCAAGCAAGAUAUCAAAGGCCUCUAUUCAGACACGCGUGAGAAGAAAUCAGGAGGAAGUCUAUGGACUCGCCUGGGCUCGGCCCCCAAGGCUAAAGAGAGGAGCCCCGGGCAAACGGAUGGUCCCGCGCGGCCCCCCGAGGAGGAGGAGGAAGAGGAGCUGCAGCGAGCCUGGGGGGCCCUGAUCCAGGAGAAGGAGCAGUCCCGCCAGAAGAAGAGCCGGCUGGAUAACUUACCGUCCCUCCAGAUCGAGAUCAGUCGGGAAAGCAGCUCGGGUUCGGACACGGAAUCCUGAUGGCCGGCGGGUGAGGCCGGCACAGCCCGGACCCCCCGAGACCCCGCAGCCCUGGCCGGUCACCGGCCGGCCCGAUGCCGAGCGCCCCGGGUGGAGGUCGGUGCACGCCACCUCCCCCUUGGGCAGGGGGGCCCCGCCUCCGCUCUUGCCAGGCGGGGGUGGCGAGACCCCAGUGGGACUCCUUCAUCCUCAAAGCAGCAGGCAUCUCUGGUUCACGACGACCUCGAGUGCCGGGGACGUCCGUCCACAAGUUACUAAUUGCCGCAGAAGUUGCAGCCGUUCUGAGCACUGCGUUUCUCCACCGCCCCUGCCCCUGCCCCUACUCUGCUGCCCCACAUCUGUGUCCUCGACUCUCCCCGCUACCCUCCCCCUGAGCCCACCCCGGCUCCUGAUUUGGCAGAGAAGGCCAGCAUUUUGUAGACUACCCUUUCUUCUGAGCAUUUUUACCGUGGCAUCUUUUAACGGCAAGGUUUUACACAGUUCAUCCAAAGAGCAAAGAACCGAGCACAUCUCACCACAAGCACCCCGACUUCCGACCGCCCCCUCAACUGAGAAGCUAAGAGGCCCCGGCCCCUCCUAUUACAGAACAGAUUUUCACGACGUGAGAUUGGCAAGAUGGAGCUGUGUGAGACAGAUCCACCGUUGUAGGGCCGCCUGCCUCAAGUUCAGCCAGCUUUGAAACGGACAGGCCAGGGCUGUCUGAGAUGCUUUAGGGGGACCACAGAAACGUCUUGAGUUUGGGGUGGGAUUGUGGCAGUGGGGGAGCAGGAGGUGAGCCAAUAAUGGCGACCCCUCUUUUUCUAGUUAUGUUCUAGGACUAUUGAUGACUUAAAAGCUUAAAAUUAAUUUUAAUACAUGUGAAUGUUUUCCUGUUGGCUACAGUGAAAAAGCUCCAGUGGUGUCUUCAUAUGUGCUGUUAAAUAUAUAUUAUAUAUAUAUACACAUAUAUAUAUAAUUUGAAAGAAGGAAGAAUGGGGUCAUGUUAUAUUUUAAUUGUCCUAAUUGUAUAGCCUGAGUGGACUGUAUAUAGUUUAACUUUAAUUUUUCAGCCAUUGUAGGCCCAUUGGUAUGAGAUGGGCUCGUGUGACGUGUGUCCCUUUUUAGAAGUGGCUGAGGUAAAUGUGCUCGCCGCCCCCCAAAUCUCAGAGACGAAGUUUCAGAACCGGCCCAUCAGGGUUAGAAAGGUCGGGCCGAGCCGUGAUCUGGAUCCCAGCCGGCAUGUGUGCUUGCCGAAAUAGCAAUAGAUUCUCUUUCCGUCCCUCACUUUGUACCACUUUGCCUUUUCUAUUCUUUUCUAUGGUCUUCAAAAUAAGGUUUUGCUCCAACCAGCUCAAGACGGGGAGUCUGAGGGCAUGGUACGGGGGCUGGGGGCGGGGAAGGACCUCCCACCCGAGGAGCCCGUGCCCCGGCCAACAGCACCCACCCGGAACCAGCCACUCCGACUCCACCUCCCCUUGCCGACGGCAGGGUGGACAUCCGUAUUUAACGUUGCGCGGCCCCCGGGGAGGACAACAGGAGGAGGGGCAGAGAUGCUGUUCUUUGGUGAAAGUAAAUGGCCGCGAGGCUGGAUCACUGUAA
Molecule: messenger RNA, 3458 nt
Organism: Tachyglossus aculeatus (Australian echidna)
Lineage: Eukaryota; Metazoa; Chordata; Mammalia; Monotremata; Tachyglossidae
Gene: NCBP3
Product: nuclear cap binding subunit 3
Exons: 13
Coding region: 12-1880 (622 amino acids)
Cellular component (GO): cytosol; nucleus
Molecular function (GO): mRNA binding; RNA 7-methylguanosine cap binding
Source: RefSeq, a predicted model, not a curated record